Messenger RNA from Pistacia vera, 1245 nucleotides. RefSeq names its product protein YIPF1 homolog. Gene Ontology annotation, biological process: vesicle-mediated transport. Bases 101 to 958 code for a protein of 285 amino acids. The transcript is spliced from 6 exons. Lineage: Eukaryota; Viridiplantae; Streptophyta; Magnoliopsida; Sapindales; Anacardiaceae. Gene Ontology annotation, cellular component: Golgi apparatus; membrane. The record is from RefSeq and is a predicted model, not a curated record. Gene Ontology annotation, molecular function: small GTPase binding.
GCGCGUUCUACUGGAGACAAAAAGACAGAGAGAGAUCAGCUGAAGCAGAGAAGAGAAACAAUUUAACGAAAAAGAAGAAGAAAAUAAAAGGACUGAGAAGAUGAUGUCCGGAGGAUACACAAGCAUUGAUAAUCCGAAACUCUCUGGAUCCGUUCCGGCGGUUCCAGAUCAGGGCCACGUCACCGUCAAAUUUUCAGAGUCAAAUCUACAGACAUUUCCACCUUCUGAAGCACAGGGAAAGAUUUCCAUUGCUGCUGGUCCUCCUCGUGAUGCUGAUGAUACAUUUUCAAAAUCUGGUUCUGGUGCUGGUUCUAGCUCUGGCUCUGAUGAAUCCCAGCCUAGUGGUUGGUUACGGCCGUUCUCACUUGCUACUUACAAGCCAUACUUUGAUAUUGACACUGCAGAUGUUUUAGACAGGAUUAAGGACUCACUUUUUCCCUUCAGAGAUAGCUUUAAUGAAAAAACAGCUAGUAACCCUGACUUGUAUGGACCAUUCUGGAUUUGCACCACCCUCAUAUUUGUAGCAGCUUCUAUUGGCACUUUCGUGACGUACAUAGCACACAAGCUGAAGAAUAAAGAAUGGGAGUAUGACAUAAACCUAGUGACUUGGUCUGCUGGCUUGUUCUAUGGCUAUGUCACCAUUGUUCCUCUUGGGCUAUAUGUUAUCCUUAAAUACUUCUCAGCACCAUCAGGCCUUGUUCCGCUGUUUUGUCUUUAUGGCUAUUCACUAUUUGUCUUUAUUCCUGCACUGUGUCUCUCAGUUGUGCCCUUGGAGAUUUUCAGAUGGGUAGUUGCCGGUGUGGCUGGGUUCAUGUCGGCAACUUUUGUGGCACUUAAUCUCCGAGCCCACAUUAAGUCUGCGGGAGAAAGGUGGUUCUUGAUAGUAGCGGGGAUCUUCCUGUUGCAAUUGGCUCUGUCUGUCGCCUUAAAGCUGUAUUUGUUCACCGUCACAGUAUAGAGAUAUGAGCACUCACAAUAUUUCUUCACUUCACAGCAUAAGAGUAAACUGUUCUUUCAAUACGGAGGCAUGAACGGGUUAUACAUCAUAAAGAAAAAGUUUCUGGUCCUUCAGCUUCCAAGGUCUCAGGCUUUAACCCAACAUUAUACCCCAAUUAAAUCCUUGUGUAUUCAUUCAUUUCCGGAAUAUAAAUUUGAGCGUAAGAUUUUCUUUGCUUCUUUCCAUUCUCGUUGCAAGUCAGUUGAGUGUACAUCGUCGAUAAGAUGUCAUUUUCAGUUUGAUUAUUA